Molecule: messenger RNA, 4388 nt
Organism: Bombyx mori (domestic silkworm)
Lineage: Eukaryota; Metazoa; Arthropoda; Insecta; Lepidoptera; Bombycidae
Product: tetratricopeptide repeat protein 5
Exons: 8
Coding region: 165-1514 (449 amino acids)
Molecular function (GO): protein binding
Source: RefSeq, a predicted model, not a curated record
AAUCGAAAUCGGUGUAAUCUAUGAAGAACGAAAAUUUUGUUUAUUUUUUUCACAUUUCGUCUUUGAGAUUUCGUUCAAUACAUUCUAAAUUAAAAGGGACUAUCACUGUAUCACACAGGACUUAACAAAUUUAGUAAUAAGUUUACAUAGGUUUGAGUGUCAGAAUGUCGGAAUCAGAAGUGGAAGCUGAUAUAAUAGAAAAUGUUGCAGAAGUCCUGGAUAAUCUAUCGAAAGAACUAGAAGAAUUGUAUAGGUUUCGAAACUUGUUUUUUGAAAAUCAACCAAUUAGUAUGGCUGCAGAAAAAAAUAAGCAAGUUGAGGAAAAGAAAAAUCUACUCCUAGAAAAGUUUGAAUCCAUAGAUGAUGCACAAAUACCAUCAGCAUCGAGAGCCCAGUUCUUGUACCUUAAAGGACGUUGCUAUAAUAUUAGUCCAACAUAUGAUGCAAGAGCUACACAUUGUCUCAGCAAAGCAGUAAAGUGGAAUCCUCACAUGGUGGAUGCUUGGAAUGAACUUGGCGAAUGUUAUUGGAAGAAUAUGAAUGUUAAAGAGGCUAAAGCCAGCUUCGAAGCUGCUUUGAAACAUGAAAGGAAUCGACUCUCACUACGUUGUCUGUCAAUCAUUUUGAGACAAGAAGGUGGUGACAGAAAACGUCCUGAUUCCACCAAUGCGAUUGGCACAAGUGUUGAACUUGCAAAAGAGGCUGUAUCUCAGGACACAAAAGACGGUAUCUCAUGGACAGUAUUAGGGAAUGCUUUAUUAUGCCAGUUCUUUAUGGUCUCCCAAGAUCCAGCAAUUCUGAAAUUAUGCAUGACAGCAUAUAGGCAAGCCUGGGCUGAUCCUGUUGCUAAGGGGCAGCCGGAUUUAUACUACAAUAAGGCUAUUGCCUUGAAAUAUGACGAAAUAUACGAUGAAGCAUUAGAAAACUUUGAAUAUGCGUGUCGUUUGGAUCCCCCGUGGGAACCACCGCAGUUGGAACUCCAAAAGUUAAAACAAUAUUUAAACGAAACAAAUGAAUUAGUACGAACUAAAGGAAAGAUUAAAGUUAAGAAACUGACACAGAUGGUACAGUCGAUAGACGAGAAGAUGCUAGGAAUAUACAGCCCAGAAGGUUUGCACACAUUCGGUGGUCGUCGCAACGUGACCCUAGAGCUGUGUCGGUUGGAAGAUUUGCACGAGGGACUCAAUGAAGGAAAAGUCAUAUUAGGAAGAGUCGUUGGCUCCAUUCACAAUGAAAAUGCUGUGCCUUUUUCGUUCGCAAUCGUUGGUCAGGGCAUGCAGUGCGCCUGCGUCACCGUCUACAACUGGGCCUCGGGUCGGGGAGCCAUCAUUGGAGACUGCGUGACUAUACCGGAACCACUACUGACCGUACACAAACACGCAUCCGAAUUGGCCAGCUACGAGUUCAAGUCGAUCCGCGUCAACAACCCGACGCUGCUGCUGGUGAACGGCAGGCGCGUCGGCCGCGAGCAGUACGCGAGCACGCGCGUCACCAGCACCUACGAGCUGCACUGACGGCUGCACGCGGCCGGCGGCGGACGCCCCCUGCUCUAGUCCGCCGCGCCGCCUCCACUACCACGCACCGCUCCCACUCAACAAUACGAUACGAGGAUAGCGUCCACAGCUGAGAGGGUAGUUGGAUUAUAAGCGACAUUUUUUGGCAAUUUCACAAGAGAAGAGAAAGGGAGAUAGAGGGAGAAAGAGAGAAUCUAUAUCGACGGGCAAAUGGCUAUUUAAUUUAAGCGACAUUUUUGCAAUUUCAUAAGAGAGCCAUUUAGAGAGAGAGGGGGGAGAGAGAGAAUCUAUAUAUUAAUACGUGAAGCAAAAACAUUGUAGCCCUUUUACGAAAAUUGCGUAUGAAAUUUCUCACACUUCUAGAGAAUAUAGAGAGGGAGUGCAGAAUGCUAAUAUUUUUUUUAACUUGAGCUUAAAAAUACAUUAAAUCAAUAAAAGAAACAUGACACACUACCGUGUAUUUGACACACAAACACACACACACUCACGCAUAUAUACUCUUCGUUUAAUGUCAAACUUUUGUUAUUGUUUAAAGUCUGUGGUCAAAUUGAGAAUACUUUAAUAUUGUUUGUCAUAAUUAUUAUUUGUCUAAAGAGUAGUCUUGGCGACAUCUGUGAUUAUAGGAAGUAACUAAUAGUCUUUGACAAUAGAACCAUAAUAAUGUUCAAAGUUAUAAUUUCAAUAAAUAAUAGUCGAAUUUUGACUACCGGGGCAUCACUAGUAAGUACACUUUGUUGAUUACCAAAACACAAUGAAAGUAUGCUUAAUACUAAAUAAAAAACACUUUUAAAUACAAAGAUAAAUGUCGCUUAAAGCAAACCGCCUUUCACCCCUCGAUAUGGUUUCCCCGUUCACUUUUUUCUAUAAUAUAAGUCCUAUAAACUUUGACACAAAACGUAAAAGUAAUGUUUAUUUAACUUGUAAUUAUAAGAGGUAAGGAGCGCCAUCUUGUACACGGGACAAGUUGAAAAAGCGUCCGCUUGUGAAUAGUGAAUUAUUAUUGGAAGUAUCGCCGAAAUAGCGCUAGUGUAGAAAGUGGAAAUUAUAUGAAUGUAGCAGUUUUAAACGGAGUGAGGUGUGAUAUUUUACGGUGCUGUUAUUUAAGUCUUUCCACUUGCUACUGUGGCGCCAUCUUAAUUAGCUUAGCGGACACUUUUUACUUUUACCCUCCGUUCUUGUAAUGACUUAGAGGUCGGAGUAUAUUGAUUUAAGGUCUUUGACCUCAAACGUAGUUACAUUAUCUCAUAAAUAUAGAAAUUGUAUCCGAUGAGGAUUAAAAAUAUAAAUUUUUUUCAAUUUAAAAAAAUUAUCAUUUUGAAUAAAAUGGCAUGUCCGUAUUGUAAUAUGUUGACGCAAGUAUAUAAAAUCAAUCUACCUACUCCGACCACUGGUAAUGACCCUUCGAGGAACGGACGACGUAACAAUAAAGGUGUCGAUCUAUUGAUGUUCUAACGUUCUAAUGCUUAAUUAAUUCAGCGAAUAUAUAGCACGAAUUGUGCAGUAAAGAUUUAGCUAUCCGCAAAAAAGAUUAGUUAAUAUAUAUAAUAAUAUAAAUAAACGUCAAAGACUGUACAGUACCCGGCGAUAAAUAUUGCACAUCGCACCUUUGGAAAGAGACAGUCGGCUGAUUUCAACUUUGUAGUUUUCUGUCUCUGUCUGUAAAUACAGAUAUUUAUUUAUGGAUCCGAGAGUGACACAACUCUUUGUAUCCCGGGAAAAUGCUUCGUGUGUCAUUCUCCCUAACUUAGAAAUUUCACUAAGGCGAACCUGCGGGGCGCCUCUUGUAGAUAAUAAGUGCACUUGGUGUCUAAGAAUAUUGAGCUUCUGUACAAUAUAUUAUAACUUUGGUUUGAUCGUGCCCUCGGCCUGGUGGGAAUGGUCCGUGGCUACAGUACCCUGGGGUCCGGGUUAGACCCCCUACCAGAGUGUGUAUCUUUGUUAAAGAUGUUAAUCGUUCGAGGUCUAUGUACUUGUAUGAGUUCUGGUAACCUUACCACGGAAAAGAAUUCUAUGUUGAAUUUGGUAGAGAAAAAAAAAGAACGUUUAGAAAAAUCGAUACAAUCGAAUCGAUAUAUGGUGUUAUCGAUAUGCUAUCGUACGGUUACUAAGCGAAGACUGAAAUAAAGUGUGAACGUGUGCUUUUAAUUAUAAUUGAUGUUAUAUUUAAACGUAAUUCAUGUAUUAAAUAUAUUAUUUAAAUAUUUUUUGAGAGAGUGUUUCCAAAAUUAAAAUUAAACAAUAAUGUUGCCAAAUCGCAUAUUUUAUAAAAGUUUGAAAAUAUUAUUCCCGCCCUAAAGGCAUUCGGUGUUACCGUAUUUUCCUAUUUAUUUUAAUGAGUAGGACAUGUGAUGUAUAAAAUUUUUGGUUCGUUUGAAAGUGAACUAAAUAAUACAAAUGCUUAAAAUGUGAAAUUAUUAUUUACACGAUUGAAACACUUUAAAAAAAACCGAUUAAUUCCUAUACGAUAAUUAUUUUUAAUCAAUUAGUAUUAAUGCUAUUUAAAAAUAUAUGUAAUAACUCUGUUAAUAUACUUUUAAACAAUAAUAGAAUUGAAAUUUCUCUUUUUCGAAUUCCAACCAUUUAAACUCGAUCUGGUUGCAUCCAAGCAAAGCAAUGCGAUAUAAAUAUUCCGUAAACCGUGAAUUUCACGUACUCUGUGUAAGUUUUUUUAUUAAUAAUAAUUAAAACACAUUGAAUUAAAUGUGAUUAAGAAUAGUAAAAUUAUAAAAAAAAAACCUUUGAAUGUUUCAUGAAUACUGAAGUACCUAUUUGUAAUUAAAAUAACGAAUUUGUAAUGAAAAUUAGCGAUUAAAUCGCUCAUUAAAGAAUUUACAUGACAACUGUAAGUCGUAGAUAAUAAAAUAAUAAAAACCA